UCUCUCAUACACAAAUAUACACACACUCUCACUAAACACCACACAUCCACAAAGGAAGACUGAGAGGGAACUGCUGGUUCCCACUGACUCACCACCAACACUAUUCCAUCAACAUGAAGCCAUUGUCACACCAUAGCAGCAGUGACACAGACAACCAUUAACAACAGAACAUUGGGACCAAGUCACAGUUUAUACAACAAAGGAUUUUACACAAUGAAGAUCAACAUUUUAAUACCAAUGAUUUAAUACCAUCAGAAACAGAGACGAUGUUGUGUCUGUAUAUUUUACUGACUUUCUUCCACUGUUCCCUAAGUGAAGAUAUCACAUUCCAUGUUAAAGAAGAGAAUAAUCCCUACACCUAUGUAGGGGACAUUGCUACUGAUUUACAGAAAUCAGACAGCUCCUUCUUAAAGAAUAAGGAUUUAAUUACAUUUAGUCAACUCCAACAAAAGGGGGAACAGUUGUUCAAUGUGACGAGAACAGGUAAACUGUACACUGUUGAGACAUUGGAUGCUGAGUCUGUGUGUAGUUAUGAGAAAGAAUGUUUUGGAAUCGUUAAAGUUGCUGUUCACAAAUCCAAGACAUUUAUGAAGAUCUUAAAGAUUAAAGUCAUAAUAGAAGACAUCAAUGACCACCAACCUGAAUUUCCUAAGAAUGAAAUCACACUAAACUUUGGGGAAGGCGAUGGUAAAGGUAUGAAGAAACCCAUUCCUAAUGCCAUUGACAAAGAUAAAGGUUAUCAAAACAGCUUAAUUAAUUAUGAAUUAAAUGGUGGAGGUAACUAUUUUUCAUUAAGUGUUUCCAAAGAAGCUGAUGGUUUAUCAACAUUAGAAAUAAUUCUGGAAGAUAAAUUAGACAGAGAAAAGAAAGACAGUUACAAUAUUGAGGUCAUUGCUAAAGAUGGAGGAAACCCACCAAAACAAUCUGUUUUAAAUGUUAAAAUAUCUGUGGAAGAUCAAAAUGAUAACAGACCACAGUUUUCUCAAAGUAUCUACAAUGUUUCUAUUGAACAUAAACAUAAAAAGAAUAUUCCAGUAGUCACAUUAUCUGCCAGUGAUUUAGACAUUGGCAGGAAUGGUAAAAUAUCUUUCUAUUUCAGUCAGAAAACUGAUGAAAAAAUAACAGAAUACUUUCAUUUAGAUGAAAGUACUGGAAAGUUAUUUCUUGAAAAGCCUAUAAAUUUUGGUAAGAAAGAAUCAUUUAAAUUAUAUGUGAAAGCCAAAGAUAAUGGAAUUCCUCCUCUCAGUUCCAUUGCAAUAAUUCAGAUAAAUGUUAUCAACCAACACAACAAUCCUCCAAAUAUUGAUGUGAACUUUAUUUCUACACAGAAUCACAACACAGCCACCAUUCUGGAAGACAUCAAAGUUGGUAGUUUCAUUGCUUAUGUGAUGGUCACUGACAAUGAUGUUGGACACAAUGGAGAGGUGAACUGUCAUAUCAAAGACGACACAUUCAAACUACAGUCAAUGGGAUCGAAGGAAUAUAAAAUAGUUCUAAAGAAAGCAGUAGACAGAGAGACACAGGAACAUUAUCACUUUACUGUGUCGUGUGAAGAUAAAGGAUUACCUGCUCUGAAAACUGAUAAAGAUCUGUCAAUCCAAGUGUUGGAUGUGAAUGAUGUAGAACCACACUUUACGAAAGACACAUUCAAGUUCCUUACCUAUGAGAAUGACAAAGCUAAUUUCCCUAUUGGCUUUAUCAAUGCUACAGACCCAGAUAUUGGUAAGGGAGGUGAAUUGUCUUAUUCUCUGAGAAAUAAACAGCAAUAUCGUCUGCCAUUCCAGAUUAUCAACUCUGGCUUUAUUUCAACAAACCAGUCUUUAGACAGAGAACACAGAGAUUUCUAUGAGUUUGAGGUUUUUGUGAAAGACAAUGGAAGCCCAUCUCUGAAUAACACAGUGAAUGUUGAAGUGGAAGUAUUGGAUAGAAAUGAUAAUGCUCCAUAUUUUACAUUUCCUAGUGUUGACCCUUUCACUCUUAAUGUCCACUAUCAUCCGCAAAGUAAGAACGACAUCACAGUUCUGAAAGCAUCUGAUAUAGACAGUCACAUGAAUGCUUUUCUCAGGUAUGAAAUCGUUUCAGGUAACGAGAGACAGUUAUUUAAACUGGAUUCGUUCACUGGUGUGUUAUCUUACUCUCGCACAGUUUACCAAAAUGAUGCCGGAUCAUAUGAGCUUGAGUUUGUUGUGAAAGACAGUGGUACUCCAGUUCUGUCAGCAACAACUAGUGUGUCUUUGACACUGACUGUUAGUAACAAGACGUCACCAAUGUUCACAGCUGUGCACCUACCAAGUGAUAACACAAUAGAUGCGACAUUGUUGAUUAUCAUUGUAGUAGCAGCUGUGAUAGUAUCUAUAGCUAUUGUGGUUUCUAUAACCCUGUGUAUUGUGAGAUGUAACAAUGUGAGAAAUAGCUCAUCUGAAAGAACAGCAGAAGAGAAACAGGCAUACCAAUGUCGCAAUGAGAUGAGACAGUUGAUCUAUCAAGGUAACAACAGUGUACCUGUGAUGUCAGGUAAUCGAGGAGAGAUGACAGACAGAUAUGGUCAUUCAAGGAGCCAUUACUAUCCUGAAGACUGGAAGACAUCGACAAUGAGCAGAUCUCUUCAGAAGUCUACAAAGCAGAAAUACAGUCAACCGAUUGAGGUGACAUCUUAUGGAGACAACAGACCAUCUUCUCACUAUCCCACUGACACAUUGACCAGUCGUAAGAGCAGUGGACAGUGCUGGAGUGAGCGGUCAAGUAGACAGUAUGAAGAAAUACCAGCAAUGUCAGGAAUCUAUGGUGGUGCCCCACCCGAUGUAUCAAGCACCAGUGAGAGAGACCAUUACCAAGACAGAUAUGUGAAACCUCCAGAGAGACAGUUACCUUCAACACCAGAUGUUGUUGCCAGUUAAGUGAGACUGAGAAAGGAACACAACAGAAAUAAUAUCACC
Molecule: messenger RNA, 2936 nt
Organism: Octopus sinensis (East Asian common octopus)
Lineage: Eukaryota; Metazoa; Mollusca; Cephalopoda; Octopoda; Octopodidae
Product: protocadherin beta-15-like
Exons: 4
Coding region: 267-2897 (876 amino acids)
Biological process (GO): homophilic cell-cell adhesion
Cellular component (GO): plasma membrane
Molecular function (GO): calcium ion binding
Source: RefSeq, a predicted model, not a curated record